AGGGAUUGGCAGAGAGGGUGGAGGACACUGAGUGGAGUCAGUGAAGGGAUUGGCAGAGAGAGGUGGAGGACACUGAGUGGAGGCCAGUGGAGGGAUUGGCAGAGAGGGGUGGAGGACACUGAGCAGAGGUCAGUG
Messenger RNA from Staurois parvus, 135 nucleotides. The record is from the annotation of a GenBank genome assembly. Lineage: Eukaryota; Metazoa; Chordata; Amphibia; Anura; Ranidae.